UCAGGCAGGAGGGAGACUUUCCUUUCCUGCGAAGCCACAGCUCCGUUCCAGAUCUCCCUUUGCUUUUGUCGCUCCUUGAAGGAGCUGUGCGCUUGAAUCGCUUCACCGACGCGCCGCUGCUUCAGCUAGUUUCUGUGCUCGUAGGGGCUUCCCUUUAUUUCGGGUUCAAUCACCGGCUUCGGUGCAGUUCCGCCAGAGAGAAACUUGGCCCGUUAUGGCUGUGGGUGGAGGAUGAGCCACAUGAAUUCAGCUCAGCCUGUUUUCCAGCCCCGAUUGCUUCACUGUGUGUAGCCGAUGGGAUUUGUGGCCCCGUCGAGACCGGCGGUUUGGAAGCGGGGCGUCACGCGGGGCUGCAGAGGGAGCAGUUACAGACCUCUGCCGGGCUGUCCCUUCGUCAGCGCAAAGCACGGUGGGGCGAGCCUCGCGUUCAGGAUCAACGUGGAAGAAGAAUUUGGGACUUUGGGCUGGCCGUGGGAAGUCAGUGCUUGCAGCCGCUGCAUCUUGAAGCACAGCUCUGAGGCGUGCAGACCCACCGCUGCUAUGGGAGACUCUGUGGCAGGCCCGGCGCUCAGCCCCGCGCCGCAGGGGAACGGCGGGACGUCCCUCAGCGUCAUCACGGAGGGCGUCGGGGAGCUGGCGGUCAUCGACCCCGAGGUGGCAAAGAAAGCCUGCGAGGAGGUCCUGGAGAAAGUGAAGCUGAUGCACGGCGUUUCCUCGGACAGCUUGACAAAAGCAGCUGAUGGAAGCGAGGCGGAGCGCGCCCCGCGGACUGCUGUAGAUUUGCCCAACGGAGAGGUCGUGGAGGGCUGUGAAAUCAGGUGCUUGGACGAUCUGCCCAGCACAGCCUCUAAGAUCCAGGAGGAGGAUGAGACCACGGCCAACACGGUGAAAACCGCCCGCAAGCGGCAGAAGAAUAACUCUGCCAAGCAGUCGUGGCUCCUCCGGCUCUUUGAGUCCAAACUGUUUGAUAUCUCCAUGGCCAUUUCAUACUUGUACAAUUCAAAGGAACCUGGUGUGCAGGCUUACAUUGGGAAUAGGUUGUUCUGCUUUAGGAACGAGGAGGUGGACUUCUACCUGCCACAGCUGCUCAAUAUGUACAUCCACAUGGACGAGGAUGUGGGGGAUGCCAUCAAGCCCUACAUCGUGCACCGCUGCCGGCAGAGCAUCAACUUCUCCCUGCAGUGCGCCCUGCUGCUGGGCGCCUACUCCUCGGACAUGCACAUCUCCACCCAGCGACACUCCCGUGGGACCAAGCUGCGGAAACUCAUCCUCUCGGACGAGUUGAAGCCAGCUCACAAGAAGAGGGAGCUGCCGUCCCUGAGCCCAGCACCCGACAUGGGGCUGUCUCCUUCCAAAAGGACUCACCAGAGGUCCAAGUCGGAUGCCACGGUUACCAUCAGCCUGAGCAGCAAUCUGAAGCGCACAGCCAGCAAUCCCAAAGUCGAGAGCGAGGAAGAGGAGCUCUCCUCGAGUACGGAAAGCCUUGAUAAGUCAUUCUGUUCCCCUGUCAGACUUGCUCCCGAGAGAGAGUUCAUCAAAUCCCUGAUAGCCAUCGGGAAGCGCCUGGCCACCUUGCCGACCAAAGAGCAGAAGACCCAGCGGCUCAUCUCGGAGCUGUCACUGCUGAACCACAAGCUGCCAGCACGUGCCUGGCUCCCGACGGCCGGCUUCGACCAUCACGUAGUGCGGGUGCCCCACACGCAGGCAGUCGUGCUCAACUCCAAGGACAAGGCUCCUUAUUUAAUCUACGUUGAAGUACUUGAAUGUGACAAUUUCGACACAGCGAAUGUGCCUGCCCGGAUCCCCGAGAACCGCAUCCGGAGCACGCGCUCAGCCGAGAACCUCCCGGAGUGCGGCAUCACGCACGAGCAGCGGACCAGCAGCUUCACCACCGUCCCCAACUAUGACAACGACGACGAGGCUUGGUCCGUGGACGAUAUCGUGGAGCUGCAAGUCGAGCUGCCGGAGAUUCACACCAACAGCUGUGACAACAUUUCCCAGUUCUCCGUGGACAGCAUCACCAGCCAGGAGAGCAGGGAGCCCGUCUUCAUAGCUGCUGGAGAUAUCAGGCGACGACUCUCAGAGCAGCUGGCGCACACCCCCACGGCCUUCAAGAGGGAUCCCGAGGACCCGUCCGCGGUCGCCCUGAAGGAGCCCUGGCAGGAGAAAGUCAGGAGGAUCAGGGAAGGGUCCCCGUACGGCCACCUCCCCUCCUGGCGCCUCCUUUCCGUCAUCGUGAAGUGCGGGGACGACCUGCGGCAGGAGCUGCUCGCCUUCCAGGUCCUCAAGCAGCUGCAGUCCAUCUGGGAGCAGGAGCGUGUUCCCCUCUGGAUCAAGCCAUACAAAAUCCUCGUCAUCUCCGCCGACAGCGGCAUGAUUGAGCCAGUUGUGAAUGCUGUUUCCAUCCACCAAAUCAAGAAGCAAUCCUUGCUGUCGCUGCUGGAUUAUUUCCUGCAGGAACACGGCAAUUACAACACCGAAUCCUUCCUGACGGCCCAGAGGAAUUUUGUGCAGAGCUGUGCUGGUUACUGCCUGGUGUGUUACCUGCUGCAGGUCAAGGACAGGCACAAUGGCAACAUCUUGCUGGAUGCAGAUGGACACAUCAUCCACAUUGAUUUUGGGUUCAUCCUUUCCAGUUCCCCCAGGAAUCUUGGCUUUGAGACGUCUGCCUUCAAACUCACCACUGAAUUUGUGGAUGUGAUGGGUGGGCCAGACGGGGACAUGUUCAACUACUACAAGAUGCUGAUGCUGCAGGGUCUCAUCGCUGCCCGGAAGCACAUGGAUAAAGUCGUGCAGAUUGUGGAGAUAAUGCAGCAAGGUUCACAGCUCCCCUGCUUCCACGGCUCGAGCACCAUCCGCAACCUGAAGGAGCGUUUCCACAUGAACAUGACGGAGGAGCAGCUGCAGCUGCUCGUGGAGCAGAUGGUGGAUGGCAGCAUGCGCUCCAUCACCACCAAGCUCUACGAUGGCUUCCAGUACCUCACCAACGGCAUCAUGUGAUGGCAGCGGGCUGCCCGCUCCCAGAACAGCUCCUCGCCCACCGUGGCGCCCAGCCUGGGCCUGAGCUUCACCCUCUCUGGGGAAGAGGCCUUGGGCCUCAAUGGUAAAAGUAUGCUGAGUCUCAGCAGCUUCCUGGGGAUUUUUUUUUUUUGCCAGACUCUUUAACAAAACAAAGAAACAAGACAAAACCAAGCAGUUAAAGCAAGAAAAAAAAAUCCUACUUGUGAAAAAUCAAAGCGUAAAGGAUGAUGCGGUAA
Molecule: messenger RNA, 3257 nt
Organism: Oxyura jamaicensis (ruddy duck)
Lineage: Eukaryota; Metazoa; Chordata; Aves; Anseriformes; Anatidae
Gene: PI4KB
Product: phosphatidylinositol 4-kinase beta
Exons: 13
Coding region: 295-3000 (901 amino acids)
Biological process (GO): phosphatidylinositol-mediated signaling; phosphatidylinositol phosphate biosynthetic process
Cellular component (GO): membrane; cytoplasm
Molecular function (GO): 1-phosphatidylinositol 4-kinase activity
Source: RefSeq, a predicted model, not a curated record